Entelurus aequoreus (snake pipefish) is the source of this 3964-nucleotide messenger RNA. Its product is annotated as protocadherin-9. NCBI's taxonomy places the organism in Eukaryota, Metazoa, Chordata, Actinopteri, Syngnathiformes, Syngnathidae. Bases 434 to 3583 code for a protein of 1049 amino acids. The transcript has 3 exons. Gene Ontology annotation, molecular function: calcium ion binding. Gene Ontology annotation, cellular component: plasma membrane. Gene Ontology annotation, biological process: homophilic cell-cell adhesion. The record is from RefSeq and is a predicted model, not a curated record.
UGCUGUGACAUUGAACGGGUGACUUGGGGUUAUUUUUUUUCUUCUUCUUCUUCUCCCUUCUUCAUGUUUCGCAGCGCCCAGGAGGAUUAAAUCUAACCAUUUUCGCAUCUUUUUUUUGGAGGAUCUUUUUUUUUUUUUUUUUUUUUUCCCUUGCUUGGUGGCUGCGUGCCAGCUUGUUGGCGGAUGGCGCGCCGUGCGGACUUGAUGCGUGAGCGGACGCCUCGUCUCGCCUUCACCUCACCGGCGCGUCCACGCUAACAGGUAGCCCGGGUGCGUUCUCCUUGGUUCUGCGCAUCCAUUCCGGGGAGGAGGGGGGCACGUCGGAGUGGAAGGACACCCGCAAAAGGGCUGCAAGGAGGAUGAGACGCUGAUCACCGCAACUGCUGCAGGUUUGGAAGAUUCCUUAGAAAACGUUUGAUUCCCGUCCUCCGUCAUGGAUCUAAAAGACUAUUACCUGUUGGGUGCUCUACUCGCCUGUAUCUGGCUCGACCCAUCCAUCGCCCAAGAACUAAUCUACCCCAUCAGGGAGGAGCUGCAGGAGAAUGUGCUCAUCGGGAAUAUACCCAGGGACCUUAACAUUUCUCACACCAACGCUGCCACCGGAGCAAGUGCUAAUCUGGUGUACCGACUCGUCUCCAAGGCGGGAGAUAAUCCCCUGGUCCGCGUUCUGAGCAGCACAGGUGAGAUAUUCACCACCUCCAACCGAAUAGACCGGGAGAAGCUAUGCCCCGGCCCCUCGUUUGAGGACAGCGAAUGCUCCUUUGAGAUCGAAGUGGUCAUCCUGCCUAAUGAUUAUUUCCGGCUGAUUAAGAUCAAAAUAACCGUCAGAGACACAAACGACAACGCGCCGAUGUUUCCGUCACCUGUGAUCAACAUCUCCAUUCCGGAGAACACGCUCAUUAACAGCCGUUUCGCUAUUCCUUCGGCCACCGACCCGGACACCGGCCCCAAUAGUGUCCACAAAUAUGAGCUGAUCAACGGGCAAAGUGCCUUUGGCCUGGACAUAGUGGAAACACCCGAGGGGGAGAAGUGGCCCCAGCUUAUUGUGCAGCAGAAUCUGGACAGAGAGCAGAAGGACACGUACGUGAUGAAGAUCAAAGUGGAGGACGGCGGCAGCCCGCAGAAAUCCAGCACCGCCAUCCUACAAGUUUCCAUAACGGACGUCAACGACAACCGGCCUGUGUUUAAGGAGAGUCAGGUGGAGGUGCAUAUCCCGGAGAAUUCCCCCGUCGGCACAUCUGUCGUGCAGCUUCAGGCCACGGACGCAGACGUGGGAGCCAACGCAGAGAUUCGAUAUGUGUUUGGCGCUCAGGUGUCACCUGCUACGAAGAGGCUGUUUGCACUCAAUACCACAUCUGGCCUAAUCACGGUGCAGAGGCCCUUAGACAGGGAAGAGACUGCAAUACAUAAGCUCUCUGUUGUGGCUAGCGACGGCAGCCCGAGCCCCGCCAGAGCGAUUAUUUCCAUCAACGUGACCGAUGUUAAUGACAAUCCCCCCAAUAUAGACCUGAGAUACAUUAUCAGUCCCAUUAACGGCACUGUUUUCCUCUCUGAGAAGGAUCCCAUUAAUACCAAGAUAGCCCUCAUCACGGUGUCGGACAAAGACACCGACAUCAACGGCAAGGUCAGUUGUUUCAUCGAGAACAACGUGCCCUUCCACCUCAAAGCUGUGUAUGACAACCAGUAUCUGCUGGAGACAUCUGCGCUGCUCGACUAUGAAGGGACAAAGGAAUAUAACUUUAAGAUCGUGGCUUCCGAUUCCGGGAAACCCAGCUUGAAUCAGACCGCUUUGGUGCGGGUGAGGCUGGAGGACGAGAACGACAACCCGCCUAUUUUCACUCAACCCGUCAUCGAGCUGGCCGUCAUGGAGAACAACAAACGCGACUUGUUCCUCACCACUCUCAGCGCCACGGACGAGGACAGCGGCAAAAACGCGGAGAUUGUUUAUCAGCUGGGGCCGAACGCGUCCUUCUUUGACCUCGACCGCAAAACGGGGGUUUUGACGGCCUCCCGGGUUUUCGACCGCGAGGAUCAGGAUCGCUUCCUGUUCACUGUCACGGCGAGGGACAACGGGACCCCGCCUCUGCAGACGCAGGCGGCGGUGAUCGUAACCGUGCUGGACGAAAACGACAACAACCCCAAGUUCACGCACAACCACUUUCAGUUCUUCGUCUCGGAGAAUCUUCCUAAGUACAGCACCGUCGGGGUGAUAACUGUGACGGAUUCCGACGCCGGGGAAAACGCCGCAGUUUCUCUUUCCAUUCCGAAUGACAAUGAAAACUUCAUACUGGACGCGUUCUCUGGCGUGAUAAAGUCCAACGUGUCCUUUGACAGGGAGCAACAGAGCUCCUACACGUUUGACGUCAGGGCUGUGGACAGCGGCAGACCCCCUUGCUCCUCAGCAGCUAAGGUGACCAUCAAUGUCAUCGACGUAAACGACAACACUCCCGUUGUCAUAUACCCCCCCUCAAACACGUCUUUCAAACUGGUCCCUCUGUCCUCUAUCCCCGGAUCUGUGGUCGCGGAGGUGUUUGCAGUGGACGGCGACACAGGAAUGAACGCUGAACUCAAAUACACGAUCGUGAGUGGCAACAACAAAGGUCUGUUCAGGAUCGACCCCGUCACCGGGAAUAUCACCCUGGAGGAGAAACCGGCAGUGAGCGACUUGGGUCUACAUAGAUUGGUCGUCAACAUCAGCGAUUUAGGAUAUCCUAAGUCCCUUCAUACUCUGGUGCUGGUCUUCCUUUACGUCAAUGAUACUGUGGGGAACUACACACUCAUCAAUGACCUCAUCCGACGUAGGAUGGAGACACCGAUUGAUCGGAACAUGAGCGAUAGCAGCGAGACCUACCAAAGCGGGGACUAUUUAACAAUAAUGAUAGCCUUUGUGACCGGCGCCCUGGUGGUGAUUAUCGUCAUAUUCGUUACCGUUCUGUUGCGCUGCCGUCACACCUCCAGGUUCAAAGCUGCACAGCGGAAAAAGCAGGGGACCGAGUGGAUGUCGCCGAACACGGAGAACAAGCAGAACAAGAAGAAAAAGCGCAAGAAAAGGAAAUCUCCCAAGAGCUCUCUGCUCAACUUUGUCACCAUCGAGGGGAACAAACCUGAAGACCCCGCCCACGAGCCCAUCAACGGGAGCAUCAGUCUGCCCACCGAAUUGGAAGAUCAAGGGAUCGGACGCUUUGAUUGGAAUGCCACGCCUACCACCACCUUCAAACCCGGCAGCCCCGACCUGGCCCGACACUACAAAUCCGCCUCGCCGCAGUCGGCCUUCCACCUCAAGGCCGACACGCCGGUUUCCGUCAAGAAGCACCACGUGAUUCAGGAGCUCCCUCUGGAUAACACGUUUGUCGGGGGCUGCGACACCCUUUCCAAGAGGUCCUCCACGAGCUCAGACCACUUCAGUGCCUCGGAGUGCAGCUCCCAAGGAGGGUUCAAGACGAAGGGGCCCAUGCACACCAGACAGCAGGCCUGGAGAAGAGUUCAAAGCCAGAUGGAACAAUCACAAGGCUUCUUUCAGGAACCAAAGCCUGCGGAACACUACAGAACUCAGCAAGCACAUUUGGAACCUCAAAGACAAUAAUGUUGAAUAUUCAAUAACAUAGCAAAUCCUUGCAUUCAGCACACCUUACACAACAGUGGUAAUAAAAGAUGCAACCCAUGCUUAAAAGAGAAACUUUUUAUUAUAUACCGCCCAGACCUGUCAUCCCUCAACAAGCGCAGCGAAAUUGUAUCAGCAUGCCGUCACAGAAGGAAACACCUCCUAGGUAUCACAUGAGCCAAUCACCACGCCCCUACGCCUGCCUGUACCUACCCGUUCUGAGCCCUAUAUAAACCAUGGUAUGUGAAUGCUUCUAUUAAAAUCUCCUGAUGAUUGAGGGAACCCCUCAUGAAACAGGCCUGUAGAGAUGAAGUAGUCUUGUGAUUUUUUUCCCACACAUACAUACAUACAUAUAGAUAUAUA